AGCAUUUGGAAGUAACAGGACCUCUUUUUAGCUCUCCAAAGAGUUUGAGGGGAGGAAGGAGCGGUGCACUUUUAAAGCUACGCAGGAGAUUCUUUGACGGAUUACAAUCUCAGCAAACUCCAAUUCGAGAAGAAGAAUGAUGGCUAAGAGACUUACACCAGACUUUUCACCAUCCUGGAAAGGAACUGUCAGCCAGUAUUUGGAGUUUUUUUAAUACUCUACCUCCCUCUGCUGUUAUCAACGAGAAGUUCCUCGACAAUGGGAAAUCAUGUACUUGCAGCUUCAAUUUCCAUGCUCUCGCUCCUGGCAAUGAUGGGAGAUGCAGACAGUAAAACAGACAGUUCUUUCAUGAUCGACUCCGAUCCCAGCCGCUGUAUGAGGCAUCACUACGUUGACUCCAUCAGCCAUCCCCUCUACAAGUGUAGCUCGAAGAUGGUGCUGCUGGCUCGCUGUGAAGGGCGCUGCAGCCAGACGUCACGUUCGGAGCCCAUGGUUUCUUUCAGCACUGUCCUGAAGCAACCUUUUCGCUCCACCUGCCACUGCUGCCGGCCCCAGACCUCCAAGCUGAAGGCCAUGCGGUUGAGAUGCUCAGGGGGCAUGCGGCUCACUGCCACCUACCGCUACAUCCUCUCCUGCCACUGCGAGGAGUGCAACUCCUAGGGACGUACCUGCCACAGCAUUGGGGGGGACCAGGAUGCUUCUAUCAGGGAAGGCUCCCAACAAUUCACCUGAGGCGACGCCGAUGCUCCCAGCGUACGAUUGCAGCGAGGACAGGAAUAACCAGGCUGGACUGGAUCUGAGAGCCGAAGCGUAAAAUAGCCUGGGGCCCUGGAUGGUG
Messenger RNA from Charadrius vociferus (killdeer), 838 nucleotides. RefSeq names its product Norrie disease (pseudoglioma) (gene NDP). Gene Ontology annotation, biological process: Wnt signaling pathway. The coding region runs from base 259 to 660 and encodes 133 amino acids. The record is from RefSeq and is a predicted model, not a curated record. Lineage: Eukaryota; Metazoa; Chordata; Aves; Charadriiformes; Charadriidae. The transcript has 3 exons.